GGCGCUUGGAGCCUCCGAAACUUUGCGGUAAUGUGGCCCCUGGUAGCCGUCAUAAGUUUCAUGUUAUGUUUGGAUCCCAGCGUUCAGCAGUUCCCACGUCUGUGCGCCACCCGGGAGGCCUUGCGCACCAAGGAGUGCUGUCCGCCGUGGGAAGGAGACGGCUCGGCCUGCGGAGCCAGCUCGGGCCGGGGCUUCUGCCAGGAUGUGGAGGUGCCGGACCAGCCUGACGGGCCGCAGUACCCCUUCUCCGGCCUGGACGACAGGGAGAAGUGGCCCUUGGUGUUCUACAACCGGACGUGCCGGUGCGCAGGGAACUUCAUGGGCUUCAGCUGUCAGGACUGUAAGUUCGGCUACUUCGGAGCGAACUGUAACGAGAGGAGAGAGUCUCUGAGGAGGAACGUGUUCCACCUGUCCAGGGCCGAGAGGAUCAGACUCGUGUCCUACCUGAACCUGGCCAAGCAGACCAUCAGCAGGGACUACGUCGUGGCCACGGGCACCUACCGGGAGAUGGAGAACGGCUCCAACCCGAUGUUCGCCGACGUGUCCACGUACGACGUGUUCGUGUGGAUGCACUACUACGUGUCCAGGGAGGCGCUGCUAGGCGGCCCCGGGAACGUGUGGACCGAUGUGGACUUUGCGCACUGGGCGCCGGCGUUCCUCCCCUGGCACCGCGUCUACCUGCUGCACUGGGAGCACGAGAUCCGGAAGCUGACCGGAGACAUGAGCUUCACCAUCCCGUACUGGGACUGGAGGGAUGCCCGGGGCUGUGACGUGUGCACGGACGAUCUGAUGGGGGACCGGAGCCCCCAGGAUCCCAGCCUCCUCAGUCCCGGCUCGGUCUUCUCUUCCUGGAGGGUGCUGUGCUCCCGGGCGGAGGACUACAGCGGCAGAGGCGUGCUGUGUGAUGCCCGGCGCGAGGGCCCCCUGACCCGUAACCCCGGGAACCACAAUCGUGACGUGGUUGAGCGGUUGCCAACCUCGGCAGAGGUGGAGUUCACUCUCAGUCUGGCGGACUACGACACCGGGGCCAUGGACCGCAGUGCCAACAUGAGCUUCAGGAACACUCUGGAAGGAUUCGGGGACCCACAGACUGGGUUGGGAAGCAGCUCCCGUAUGGGGAUGCACGCUGCCCUUCAUGUGUACAUGAACGGCUCCAUGUCUUCCGUGCAGGGCUCAGCGAACGACCCCAUAUUCCUUCUCCACCACGCGUUUGUUGACAGCAUCUAUGAGGAGUGGCUCAGGAGGCACAGACCAUCUGCAGCACAGUAUCCGGAGUCUAACGCUCCUAUAGGGCACAACAGUGAAUACCACAUGGUGCCCUUCCUGCCUCUCAUCAGAAAUAGGGAAUACUUCAUCUCCAGCAAGGACCUGGGAUACGAAUAUUCAUAUCUGCUGAAUGCUAACCAGAGGCUGGCAGAAUCCCUACGUCCUUACCUGGAGGAGCUGCAGGAUGUGUGGCCCUGGUUGCUGCUUGCAGGGCUCUGCGGGGGGAUUAUAACACUGGCUGCAGCCGCCGCCUUCCUAACUGCAAAACGCCGAUACCGAGGGUCGCCUUGGCUGCAGGUGGGGAGGUGGAAAAACAUACUCGCUCUCCCGGAAAGACAGCCACUUAUCAGGAGCAGCGAUGCAGAGGAGACAAAGCACCGUAACUACCAAACGACGAUAUGAACACACAGCCAGACAGUGGCGGUUCUACGCCGGUUUUAAUAGGGGGUCCAGGUUGGGGCCGGCUUUUUUGUCAGAGGGACACAUACAACUCAGGGGAAAAAAAAGACAAAUCCCUCAUUUUAGACAAGGGAUAAAUGGGACUUAAAACAGUGUUUACAAUUAGUAAACUGCUGAGACACGUUAUUUCCACCUUUCCUUUCAGUACAAAAUCAUUGCAAGAAAUCGGUCAUUGUUUCAUUGAUUGACUCCCUGUCAGGGGGGUGACGGGGGGGCCAGACUCGGAGUUACGGGGGCACUGGACCCUGUUGGUCCCCCUCUAGAACCGCCACUGCAGCCAGACUUGUGAAUUUUAAAUAUCAAAACAUGAAUUAGAUAUAUAACUGACUAACUGUAAAUAUAGGAUAUAUAACUGACUAACUGUAAAGAGCCUAUAAUCUUUGUUAAUGGCGAUGUAAUUUCAGCUGUAUUAAAAGAGUUAAAAAAAAAGUGCA
Molecule: messenger RNA, 2159 nt
Organism: Acanthopagrus latus (yellowfin seabream)
Lineage: Eukaryota; Metazoa; Chordata; Actinopteri; Spariformes; Sparidae
Product: tyrosinase-like
Exons: 5
Coding region: 31-1668 (545 amino acids)
Biological process (GO): melanin biosynthetic process; pigmentation
Molecular function (GO): tyrosinase activity
Source: RefSeq, a predicted model, not a curated record